Molecule: messenger RNA, 3189 nt
Organism: Durusdinium trenchii
Lineage: Eukaryota; Dinophyceae; Suessiales; Symbiodiniaceae
Source: the annotation of a GenBank genome assembly
AUGUUGAAGGGUGGUUGGCCAUCAGGUGAUUUGAUGACCGAGAUAACAAUGGUUUUGCUCCGCGAAGGCCUUGGAUACCACGCAGUGGUGGACGACAGACUUGCCACCUAUGGCGCCUCCCCAAUCUGGGCCUUAGCUGGCUGUGAGAACUUUGACGAUGCCAGCAAGAGAAUUUGUGGAGAAACAGAAACCAAAAUUCAUGUGGCGGUAGACUCUUGGAUUGGAAGCUAUGCUAAAGAAUAUGAGGAAAUGAGGACAGCACACCAAUCGAUUCUUCCGGUGAUUUUGAGCAGCAUGGGCUAUGAUGGCGAGGAAACUUUGUAUGUUUCGGAAGCCACCUUUGCAGCUGGCUACGAAGAUGUGGGCCUGGCGCUUGACUUUCAUCGAAGCUACAACAGGAGCCAUCAUGAUCCAAAAAAGUAUUUCAGUUCCACGGACGACAUUCCACUCACAGAGCUGAGUCUGUGUAACGCAACUCAUAUGAGCAAUACUGAGCGCAUUAGUCAGUAUUUUCGAUACACGGGUGAUGCAGGGGGCGUUCGGCAGCAAGCAGAUGGCAGCUAUUUUGCUCACUGCCCGGAUGGUGUGUGGUGGCUAUCCCCAGCUUGUCGGGAAAACAUCUCUGGGUGCAUACCGACGCUCACCUCAUCGGUAGGCUGGAGGUUGCAAGCUAUGAUGCAUUGGUCAACAGUUUAUGGCAUGCCAAUGGCAAUAGGAAUCAUAGGUGAUUUCAGCCUCUGGGUGCAGCGUGUCAAGAGGAUCUCGGCUUUGUUUUACUGGUGGGUUCCUGAUUCGACAUUUAGCGAUCUCCGGCCCCUGCAAAUUGUCUUCCCGCGCCACAGUCCAAGCGAGUGGGCCGCGGGGGACAAAAAGACCAGUGGAGCUGGAUCGUUUGUUGCCAAGAUGGUUUCAUCCAACUUGGCUUUCAAGGCUCGCCCAGUGCAGGAGUUUGUGUCGCAGAUUAAGAUGGAACUUCCAACGCUUCAGGCCUUGCUUCUGAGGACUCAGUCAGAGCCGGUAGAUGCCAUUGCAUGCCAAUGGGUGAAAGAGAACGAACAAACUUGGCAGAGAUGGCUUCCGUUUCAGACGAAGUGUUUCGAAGGCUUUGGAAUUGUUGACACCACAGGUGCCUACGUAUCAACCCGCAGCAAAGCUGCCUCUUGCGGAAUAUGCCAAUCCGGCACCUUCUCGGAUGAAUUGGAGGAUGAACAUGGAAAGACAUACCGGUGCGCUUCCUGCCCACCAGGAUCCAGCCAAUCUAAAGCCUCCUCUACUGCUUGUGAAGCAUGCCCAAAAGGCACAGCCACUCAUGAAUGGGGCAGUGAAGAAUGCACACCUUGUGAUGUGGGAAGUUUUCAGAACCUUCCUGGACAAAGCUUGUGCAGGCCAUGUGAGCAGCACCGAACAACCCGCUUGCUGGGGGCAACAAAGCAAGCAGAUUGCGUUUGUGAAGCAGAACGAAUUGAGGAAAACGGAGCUUGUAUUGUGUGCAUGAGAGGCAUGUCGUGCCCAAUUGGGGCCACUACCAAGCAGCUGCUGGUUGUGAACAGCACUUUUGUGGGUCAUCCUCAUCUUCAAGCCGGGUACAACAGUGAUCCUUCUGCACCGCUCUCAACAUACAAAUGCGUAGGCUCCAGAUGCCCUGGUGGUUCACCUGGAACUUGCACAGGGGGUCUUGUAGGGCCUACAUGUGGAGCUUGCCCUUCGCAACAGUUUGUCGGCAUCAAUGAGUGCAGAGAUUGUCAUUUAUUGAUAUCAGUCAUGUGGGUCGCCAGCUUCAUCCUCCUUCUGGCAGCGAACGUGUGCUCAUACCUCCUUGCAACAAGCAAGUACACCCACAAGGCCACUUCACUUCUUUGCAUCACCACCAGCUUGGGCAUGCUGUUUGUCUUGUUCCAGAAUGUAGGUGUGUUGCACACAAUGCCUAUCUCGUGGCCCAAUGGCUUGAGUGCCAUACUGCGCUUUGCAGCUCUCUUCUUGCUCAGCUUGCAGGGCCUCGGUCUAAGUUGCGUCACUGGCAGCAUUGCUUCGGAAUAUGUAGCUUCCACCGGCGUAUUUUGGUUGCUGCUGGUCACCUUGCCAGUGGUCUGCCUUAUCACCAAGAUGAUUCCUUACCUUGUUCGCCGUGAGAUGGAUUGGAACUUGCUGAAGGUCUGGAGCACGAUUGGACAGUUUUUCCAGGUUGGCUUCACCACAAUGGCCAGUUUGGGUGCUGCCCCUUUCGCCUGCUUCAAGCAUCCAAGUGGGCAGGCACCCAGCUGGUCCGGCACCCCGAAGCUCAAUGCCGCCCGCUUCUUGGUGGUGCGAUUUCGUCCUGAUGUCUGGUGGUUUGGAUUGAUCUUGCUUGCGAGAGGGCCGUUCUUGUCUCUACCCGCCAUCGUGCUUACAGGUUUGCCAGGCUUUCACCUUGCCACAAUGGUGAUGGUGUUGCUUCUUUGUCUUUGCCUGCAGAUUUGGUUCUUGCCAUGGAAAGCGCCGAUUCUCAACCUGGUGGACGCGUUGUCGAAUGGCUUCUUCGUAUUGCUUUUGGCGGUCUCCUUAGCAUUCCUUGAGGUGGCGUCUGAGGAGGAAAGGCACCUCUUGGAAGGAACUGCAGUCGUAUUCUCCGUUGCUAUGGUGUCGGUGUUGGUCUUCAUGAUUCUGCUUACAGCUGCCGCAAUUGGGUGUACUUCUGGCAUGGGAAGUUCCCGAGAUUCUGUGGUCUUCAACCUUGGAAGUGUUCCUCAAGCCAGGGAAGUCUUUUGCGUCUUGACUGAUAUUGCCGCCUAUAUCCAAGAAGAGUCUGAGGAUAAAGAAGCAGAAAUGGUUGCCUGCUUGGAAGCUUUCUCUGUCUAUGACCUUGAUGCAGUCAUGCGAGCGAUGAACCUUUUAGCAGAUGAUCUUGAGAUGGUUGUGAAUAUGGACAAGACUUUCGGCACUCGUAUCAACAGUGGCACGCGGUCUGUCAGGCCGACAGAGAUGUUUUUGAAGCGUUUAUCCUCCAGGAAACACGCGAGCAAGCUUUCAAUAGCCUCAAGGACCUCCGGCUUGAGGGAAUCGACCGCAAGAAAGCGAGCUUCCAGGGCACCGCGAGAUCGUUCGGAGUUUCGCAGCUCAGAGUACACACUCUAUGCUCUGGAAAACAAGCUCAACGGCGAGGAGGAUGUUGACGGAGAUGACAGCACGAAGGAUGAUGUGGUGGAAGUUUGA